This is a messenger RNA of Ruditapes philippinarum (Manila clam), 831 nucleotides long. Its product is annotated as polypeptide N-acetylgalactosaminyltransferase 8-like. Gene Ontology annotation, cellular component: Golgi apparatus. Bases 1 to 831 code for a protein of 276 amino acids. The record is from RefSeq and is a predicted model, not a curated record. NCBI's taxonomy places the organism in Eukaryota, Metazoa, Mollusca, Bivalvia, Venerida, Veneridae. The transcript has a single exon.
AUGUUAUUGGAAUUAAGACGGCCUGAUGCAUGCAAGAAAAUAAAAUAUCCCGAACACCUGCCUUCAGUAAGCAUUGUGAUCACAUUUAGGGACGAACCUAUAUCAUGCUUGCUAAGAACAAUUUAUAGCGUGCUCGAAACGUCUCCUGAUAAACUCAUACACGAUAUCAUCCUAGUUGACGAUGGAUCUGUGGAUGAAAAAUUGAAACUUGCUGUUAAUAUACACGUUUCAAAUGUGCAAAAACUUAAACUUAUUGUAGUUGAACGUCCAUUAGGUUUGAUGAUAGCUAGAACAAAAGGAAUCGAGCAAACUGUGUCUGAUUUCUUCAUUGUUCUUGAUGGACAUAUAGAAGUAACACCGGGAUGGUUAGAACCCAUAAUUUAUAGACUUGUUCAGCAACCCAAUGUUUUACUGACUUCUCAUGUUGGGGAGAUUGGUCGGGAUAUCUUUGAAUUUAUAUUAGAUGAUCAGUAUAAACUGUUUUGUGCGUUUGACCCUAUCACAAUAAUUGAGGAAUGGUUGACAUAUUCUCGGGCAUUUCGGGACAUAAGAAAUGGGUGUGUGGAACCAAUUGAGUAUGGUACUAUUCCUGGUAUGAUGACUGCCAUGAGAAAAGAGUACUUCUACAAACUUGGAGGAUUUGAUACCGGUAUGGAAGUCUGGGGUUUUGAACACAUAGAGCUAUCUGUAAAAUUAUGGCUUUAUGGCGGACGUGUUGAAAUGAUACCUUGCUCUAAAAUAGGUCACUUGUACAGAGAUAUUCCCUGGCAAAACAUGUACCCCGAUUUUGAUUAUAAAAAGAAAAAUAAGCUCAGAUUUAUUCUUAUUUGA